GCUGUUGUGCACCACGGGUUAUUAGUGUGCACGUUGGAAACUGACAGUUCUCGGCUUCCGUAGUGAGGCUUCCUUCGCUGUGUAUUGUGGGAGUUGAAGUUUCAGGCUGUGACCUCAGAAUUUGCCGGUAAAUGGAGUUUCUUAAAAAAUUCUACAAUGAAGCGUUUCUCAGUUGUUGCCUUAUGGAGGAUCCAUGUGUCUGCUCUCCAUACAUGCCCCCCCAGGUAUAUUCUGCAGAGACUGUGUACUAAGCCUUUUACAGAGCAGCUUUCUGUCGGGUCACAGCACCGUGUGAAUACAUUUCCAUUUACAAGCCUUUAUGGACUUCACUUCAGACGAUCCUGUUCUCAGGGCUUUGGUGCAUUAUGGCAAAACAAAACAUUACAGAACUACCUCCAGUCAUUGAUGUCAGAACACAGGGAGCUAAGUCAGGCAUUAAAUCUUACCUUAAAAGAAGAGGAGCGCAAGGCUCUAACCUCAUGGCAUACUGAGUUAUCAUCACUUCAUGUCCUCCUCCAUAAUAUACAGGAGGCAGAAAAUGAAGUCAGAGAAUUGGAAGCCAUAUUUGCGGACCUAAACUCCAAGGAGGAAGAAGAGUUACUGCUGGAAGAAAAGAAUUCUAUGAUCCAAAACAUUAAUAGUUUAAAGGAAGAGCUUUUACGUUCUCUUGUGCCCCAGGAAAAAUAUGACCUGAACGAUGCUGUAUUGGAGGUUGUGUCCGGAAGAACUACUGGAGGUGACAUUUGUCAACAGUUUACUGCUGAGGUGUUUGACAUGUACAGGAAUUAUGCCCAGUACAAGUCUUGGUCAUUUGAAAUUCUGAAUUACACACCAAAUGAUUCUGGAGGUUUACACCAUGCAGCUGCACGCGUUAUAGGUGAUGGUGCGUACAGGCGCUUGAAAUAUGAAGGAGGAAUUCAUAGGGUUCAGAGGAUUCCUGAGGUGGGCUUGUCCUCUAGGAUGCAGAGGAUUCACACAGGGACCAUGACUGUCAUUGUACUUCCACAGCCUGAUGAGGUUGAUGUUAAAAUUGACCCAAAAGAUUUAAGAAUUGAUACAUUUAAAGCAAAAGGGGCUGGUGGACAACAUGUCAAUACAACAGACAGUGCAGUGAGGAUUGUACAUAUUCCUACAGGAAUAUCAGUUGAAUGCCAACAGGAGCGCUCUCAAAUUCAAAACAGAGAUAAAGCCAUGAAGAUGCUGAGAGCAAAACUUCAUGAACAGAAUGUAAAGAAGGAAUUGUCCCUGAGACAAAGUUCCAGGAAAUUACAGGUUGGAACAAGAGAUCAGUCUGAUCGGAUUCGCACUUACAACUUUACUCAGGACAGACUAACAGACCACAGGAUAUCGUAUGAGAUCCGUAACCUAAGGGAAUUCUUAAGUGGAGAGGAACUAUUGGAUGAGCUAAUUGAUAAAAUACAGGCUGCAGCUGAUACAGAGGCUUUACUUGAGGUCAUAAAAAGACAUUCUUCACGGGGGACGAAUGUUUGACUCCUGUUUAGUAAGAACAAAAAGACCAGAAUGCACAAAAUCACCUUUUGUUGCUUUAGUAAAUGUGGAUCUGCAUUUAUUUGAUUCAUGUAUAUGGUGCAGUGUACUAUUAAAAUUGUUUUUUUAUUUUAUUUUAAUAUCACAUCUUCUCAUAUUUGCAUAGCUUUCUCUCCCCAAGCAAUAUCUUACAUUUAAUACUUGGAUAGUUCCUAUCUAACAAUAAUCCUGCUAAGC
Messenger RNA from Hyla sarda, 1725 nucleotides. It is a transcript of the gene MTRF1, whose product is annotated as mitochondrial translation release factor 1. The transcript has 10 exons. Gene Ontology annotation, molecular function: translation release factor activity. The coding region runs from base 157 to 1491 and encodes 444 amino acids. The record is from RefSeq and is a predicted model, not a curated record. Gene Ontology annotation, biological process: translational termination. NCBI's taxonomy places the organism in Eukaryota, Metazoa, Chordata, Amphibia, Anura, Hylidae.